GCUACAAUCCAAAUCAGACGUGUCGCGUACCUGUUUCGCGACAUAAAGUUCAUGCGCCUAAUAAUCUACAGCGAACUCAAUCAAGAAUAGGCGCGUCUGUUACCACCAAGAAGAGGCAAUAUUAUGAUCUCUCACAUAGCAAACAAAUAGAAACAAACGCCGAGAUAAAACCAAAAAUCGAUCAACAUCAAAACAAAACCACAACACAAAAUGGCAUCCCUCUUUGAGCCAACACCGACCCGCCACCACGGCGGCAGCACGCCGUCGUCCUCGGCCCCACCUGCCCUGUCGCUGGCGGACCAGCUCCCCAACACAAACUUUGGCUUCGACGACCUGCGCGAGCGCAUGGCCAAGUUCACGGUGCGGUUCGACGCCUUCAUCGACGCGGGCCGCAAGCGCGUGCUCGAGGAGCGCAGCCGCUUCCACCUUUCCAUGGCCGAGCUCUCUGAGGACCAGCGCAUGAAGGCCAAGAGCAUCGAGGUCGCGCAGCUCAAGACCAACACGCACCAGCACACCGUCGCCAAGGAGGCCGCCGAGGCGCGCGAGAUGCAGCAGGCCGUCCGCGCCCUGUCGGAGCAGCGCGACCGGCAGCAGGCCGUGCGUGACGGCCUCCUCGCGCAGAUCGAGGAGACGCAGCGCGAGAUCGAGAAGCGCCUCGCCGCGCAAAAGGAGCACGCCAGGAAGAAGGAGGCCAUGGGCAGGUUCAACGUGCCCGAGCUGGACUUUUGGGUGUCGAACCUGUGCGUGCGGAUAGAAGGGGCCGGGCAGGACGAUCGGCUCAAGUUUGUGUAUACCCAUGUGGACGAGAAGGACUGGGAUCGUGAGGCCUGGUUUGAACUGAGUACGGCGGGCAGGGCCUACGAUGUGAGGCAUUGUCGGCCCAAGCUCGAGAGGAGCAAGGUGGAGCGGGUGCUGGAUAGGACGAACGAAACGCGGGAAUUGGCGGUUUUGCUCAAGGGUAUGAGAGAGCUGUUUGUGGAAGUGAUGAAAUCAUGAUCAAGUAGAAUAUGGAGGAUGUGUUGGCUUUUGUGAUCAAAUACUGAAUAUAAUGGUGCCCCGGUCAAUCAUUCAUUUGUUUGGCGUUCCGUUCGUUGGCUAUCCCACACGCUCAUUGUCACUUUCAAUCGGCUUGAAACAGCUUCCAAU
Molecule: messenger RNA, 1146 nt
Organism: Pyricularia oryzae 70-15
Lineage: Eukaryota; Fungi; Ascomycota; Sordariomycetes; Magnaporthales; Pyriculariaceae
Product: kinetochore protein spc-25
Exons: 1
Coding region: 211-996 (261 amino acids)
Biological process (GO): chromosome segregation
Cellular component (GO): Ndc80 complex
Source: RefSeq, a predicted model, not a curated record